Molecule: messenger RNA, 1272 nt
Organism: Aspergillus clavatus NRRL 1
Lineage: Eukaryota; Fungi; Ascomycota; Eurotiomycetes; Eurotiales; Aspergillaceae
Gene: ptpB
Product: tyrosine protein phosphatase PTP1
Exons: 3
Coding region: 1-1272 (423 amino acids)
Biological process (GO): protein dephosphorylation
Molecular function (GO): protein tyrosine phosphatase activity
Source: RefSeq, a predicted model, not a curated record
AUGGCGCAUCCUACCAUCAAGAUCGAUACGAGUGUCCAGGCGACCAAGCGCGCUUUACCAGAAGAUAAUGAGGGUGGCUUUGAGAUUGUAGAUGGUUCCGAGCUGGAUAAUCCUGGUCUGGACACCGGCGAUACUGAGCUUGUGCCGCCGUUCCUCUGCCAAAAUGUCAUGGAUAUACAUCAGAAAUUCGAGGAACUGGAAUGGCUACAACGGACGCGCAUCUCGGAGGGGUCGAUGUCAAAUGACCCCGCGCACCGUUGGGCUCUGGAGGCGGACCCCGAGGUCAAGGCGAGAAACCGGUAUCUGAACGUGCAAGCGUGGGCGAAUUCGCGCAUCCACCUCCGAGUGCCAGAUGGCGAGUGCGAUUUUAUUAACGCCUCGCCAAUCAUCUUGAAUGAUUCGGUGUCGCAGGAGGAGAGGAGGUAUAUUGCCACACAGGGCCCGAAAGUCGGACAUCUCGCUCACUUCUGGCACAUGGUGUUCCACGAGAGCCAGGAUGUGGCCGUUAUCGUCAUGCUUACACAGACCGUCGAAUCCGGACGGGAGAAAUGUGCACAAUACUUCCCGCUCGACCACGAACGCCCUUCCAUGAUCCUGCGACGGGAUGAGAACGACCCCUACACACACGAUGAAGCCCAUGAAGAGGCGAAUAACAGCGUCAUGGGCGAGGUUACUCUCCUGGAAACGGACUUUGACGAAGAAUCCCACUCCGAAGUGCGCAAGCUCCGACUCACAUUGGGGAACGAAUCCAAGAUCGUCUGGCAUUUCCUGUUCGCCGGCUGGGCCGAUUAUUCUAAGCCAGAAGGGGACGAUCGCGAAGCGCUCCUCCAUCUGAUCAAGCUAUCCGCGUCCAAGUGUUCCCCUGAUAACCCGCGGAUCGUGCAUUGCAGCGCCGGUGUGGGCCGCACCGGCACGUUUAUUGCGCUUGAUCACCUUCUGCAGGAACUCGAAUCGGGCGAGCUACAAAAGGUCAGCGAUCGAGAGACAGACCCUGUCUUUGAGACGGUCAACCAGAUGCGGGAGCAACGGAUGAUGAUGGUCUACAACGAGAUGCAACUCCAGUUCAUCUACGAGGUGCUGCGCGAACAGAUGGACAUGAAGCUCGGGAAGACCACGAGCUACACCUCGCGCAAAUCUGACGGGAGAUCCUCCAAGAUGGCCAAAUUAUCCAACAGCUCCGAAUACCUGCCUUCGCACAAACCGGAGCUGGAGCCCAUCGCUGACCAGCCACCGCGAAGGUGGUCCGGCUCGCUAGACAACCUCCGACCAUGA